Messenger RNA from Pseudophryne corroboree (corroboree frog), 3492 nucleotides. RefSeq names its product endosomal transmembrane epsin interactor 3 (gene ENTREP3). The coding region runs from base 1650 to 2474 and encodes 274 amino acids. The transcript is spliced from 7 exons. The record is from RefSeq and is a predicted model, not a curated record. Lineage: Eukaryota; Metazoa; Chordata; Amphibia; Anura; Myobatrachidae. Gene Ontology annotation, cellular component: membrane.
UUGUACCGGGUUCUAAAUGAAUGAGAUGAGAAUACAUAAUGGUCAGCUUCCACUCAAUGUGCCUUUAAGGGACAUCACAAGUCCCCAUCCCCCCUGCAGACUACAUUUCCCAGCCUGCUUUGUGGUGGGAAGGGAGGAGGGCUGUCGGUGCAGCAGCUGCAAGGAUGCACAGAAGAUGAUGGACAAGACCGAGCUCUAUGCAGCUCAAUACCUUAUCUGCAGAGCUUCCCUCCUGUCCACCUACUGAAACUGGACAGCUGUCACUUUACCUAGACAGACAACGCUCUCAUCUGCACCGGCAGAGCUGACGCUCAAUCAUCAGCAACCAGUCAUCCUACCAGAACUAUACACCUGAAGAUAGCUGGCCUGGUGCUGUCUCUCCACCUGCAGGAACUAUACACCUGAAGAUAGCCGGCCUGGUGCUGUCACUCCACCUGCAGGAACUAUACACCUGAAGAUAGCCGGCCUGGUGCUGUCUCUCCACCCGCAGGAAUUAUACACCUGCAGAUAGCCGGCCUGGUGCUGUCUCUCCACCCGCAGGAAUUAUACACCUGCAGAUAGCCGGCCUGGUGCUGUCUCUCCACCUGCAGGAACUAUACACCUGAAGAUAGCUGGCCUGGUGCUGUCUCUCUACCUGAAGGAACUAUGCACCUGAAGAUAGCUGGCCUGGUGCUGUCUCUCCACCUGCAGGAACUAUACACCUGAAGAUAGCCGGCCUGGUGUUGUCUCUCCACCUGCAGGAACUAUACACCUGAAGAUAGCCGGCCUGGUGCUGUCUCUCCACCUGCAGGAACUAUACACCUGAAGAAAGCCAGUCUGGUAUAUUACGUCUCAGAAUUGACCCCCUGACUUGAAUAUCUUGAACAUAUCCAGUGGUCUGUUGAGCACAUUGAUAUCUGGUACUGUACAUCCAGAGAGAAUAACAUGCUGGUGAAUUGUGACACGUAGUUUGGGUUCCAGGAGAAACUGUAGUAAAGUGAAAAGGUCUCCUCUGCCAUACAGCAGUGCAGGCUCCUGGCUAUGGGCUGGUCAGGAGUUGAGUACCAAAGGUCUGGGAUGCCCUCCAUUCUGCAGCAUGUCAUCCGUGGUGUGAGCCAGCCAUUCCUAAGGAGGUUAUGUUUCACAGAAGGCUUCAAAAGAUGAGCAAUGACUGUCCUUGGACAGCUCUAGUCGCCAUAUAUGACAAUAUGAACAUGGGUCCUUUUGGGUCUCCUAUUAUUUAAGUUGUAGCCAUGUCUAAUGAUGUGUAUUGGUGAGAAGAUCUCUCUCUCUACCACCUGCCCAUGGCCAGAGCCUGGAAUCUCCGGCACCGGUGUCUUCUGCUGUCUUUCCUUCAGGAGGUCACACAACCCUUUAUGUCCAGUAAUUGCUGUACUGGAAUCAUCCAAUGGGCGAUAGAUUGGUGAGCGUGGAUCCAAACACUCUAAGUGGAAUCCCCUGAAUCUUUAAUGGUCAUUCUCUGAAGUGAGCUGGUCGUACAGAAUGCAGCGUUAGGGGUUAAACGUUCUUCUCAUCGUCCUCUGGGGGCUCCAUGCUGCAGACGUAAGAUGGAUACUGACACAAACUGACUCUGCAAGGUCUCUGGCAAGUGUGUUCCCCCCCCCCCCCCCCUUUCUUCCCUGUGAUGCUAGACCGGGGGUCUCCUCCUGAUGAGUACCGUCAUAGGAAUUCUGUUCCGGGACUCAGCUAUGCCCUCCCCUACGGAUUCCAGCUUUUCUCUCACCGGUCGCACAUCCCGCAGCCUGUCGCAGCUGAGACUGCACCGAGCGUGGUCACAUGUGCUGCUGGCUUUGGGCUUCGCGCAGGUGAUACUGGGGGUCCUGAUUGUCACUUUCAGUCUGGUCACCGCCUCCAUUACACCAAAUAUGAAGAUCAAGCACUCCUGUCCAUCAUGGGCCGGCUUCUCGUUGGCUGUUUCAGGCCUGAUUGGCUGCAUCUCAUGGAAAAAACCAUUCACUUUGGUGGUCACCGCCUUUACGCUGCUGAGCGCUCUGAGUGUCAUGCUUAGUCUGGCCGGUUCCAUCCUCUCCUGUCAGAAUGGACAGCUGGUGAAGUCCUUUAAUUCCUGUAAGAAGGAAAACAACUGGUGUGUUUGCUGUCACCCAGUCACCCAGCAGGAGGCGCCACCAGAAUGCGGAGAACUGGAGAAACUGAUCCUGUACCCCAAUCACCAGUGUGACAGUAUCCGCACCGCUCUGAAGGACCUGUUGUUCAGUGUUUGUGGCCUCACCAUCUUUUCCACCAUCAUCUGCACCCUGUCCGCUGUCAUCUGCUGCAUUCAGAUAUUCUCAUUGGAUGUCACCCAUGUACUGGCUCCACAGAGGUCCACAUCCAUCAACCUGGAGUGUUUCUCCCCCCAGGACACCAUCCUACAGAGCAUGAUUGAGUGUGAGGAGUUUGUGCCUCCAGUGCCUCCACCUCCUUAUUACCCUCCAGAGUACACGUGUAGCUCGGAGACAGAUGCACAGAGGUAGGAGACUCUUUAGCAUUAAACCAGUUUGCGCACACUGGAGAGCUGGUCACAUGACCAUGCGGAUUUGUGUGAUUCCACCACUUACACCUGCUCCCGCCAGGAUGAGCGGAACCGGGCAAGACAAGAGGAUGUCCUAAUGCAGGCGUGUCAUCGGGGACUAGGGUGGGGGGUUACAAGGGCGCACUUGCAGUAGCGAGACGCGUGUGAUUGGCUGUUGGGAAUACUCUGCUUUUGUUUUAUCAGAUUCAUUGUUGCCCAGCGGCCAAUAAAUAGAACACAGACACGUAAUGUACACACGUGCGCAUAUUACCGCUGCCGAACGCUGUCCCACUGUGCGUGUGCUCGCAAUUGCUGCACUUGUAAUGAAUGCAACUGCGCCUGAGAUUUUAGUGCGCAGCCCUAUACCUGAUACCUUAAUAUAACUGUGUGCUCUGAGGUAGAGGCCAUUUUGGGAGAGACAUUUUAAAUACUUCCAGCCGAGGCCCUGGUAGCAGUGGGUGUCGGGCAGCUUGGGCCCUCCACUCUCCCGGGGCAUGGGACAGCUUUGCCCCUAGCACCCUGAUGGCGGCCCUGCUGAUAUAUAAUCUGAGCCUCAUUGUGCAGUAAUAUGUGCCUGUUACUGUGUGUGUAUAUACGUGUGUGUGUGUGUGUGUGUGUGUGUGUGUAACCACAUAGCAGUCUCCAUUAUAUGAGCUGCAGCGCCACCUUGUGUCGGUGAUACAUUACUACACAUUUACGUGACUAGCAUAGCAAUGAAUUAUCAUCACAUUAGGCAGCAGUAUCUGCUACUACAAGAAUAAAUAUACUGCUAUAUACACCACAGAGUAAUGUAUAACGUAAGCUGCAGGAGAAUGUAAAUCGCCCACAUUAAUAGUGACCCCUGCCAUAAUUCUGACCAUUUUACCAUAUUAAUACUACUCUGCAAAAUGACUAAUAAUAAUCCCCUCAUACCCUUCACGCCUCAGCUGCAGGGGGCGGCUUCUAUAAUUGCAGUAAAACACAUACGUAAAACUAAUACA